This is a messenger RNA of Thecamonas trahens ATCC 50062, 4602 nucleotides long. RefSeq lists its product as uncharacterized. Bases 1 to 4602 code for a protein of 1533 amino acids. The record is from RefSeq and is a predicted model, not a curated record. The transcript has 2 exons. NCBI's taxonomy places the organism in Eukaryota, Apusomonadida, Apusomonadidae.
AUGGUAGAGACGGUGCUAGGCGUGGCACUCACGGGACUGGCGACUGUGUCAAUUAUACUCUCUGUAAUUGUGGUGUAUGCAGCUGUUAAUGAUGCACUUUUGUCAAGACUACGUGGACUACGUCAAGUUGCAUUUCUGGCUGUCUUUGAUGUGGCCUCCUCGCUCCAGUUUCUCUUUGUCCUCACAGACUUUACCUCGCAUCGCGUCUUUUGUGUCGUCGAGGCUGUUCAGACUCAGUUCUCUUUUGUCAUGUGGCUUGGUAUGCAUACUACCCUCUCGCUCCUUGUCCUCUUUCAAACUCGAUCAGAGCACUCGUCCACAAAAACGUUGAUGAACGAGUGGCUCUCUCUCGCAGGUGUAACUGCCAUCGCUCUCCUCACCGUUCUCUGGAUGUCGCUCCCUUGCGAGUCGGCCAUCGAGGCUCUUCCCUACGCCGCAAGCCUCUGCUGGAUGCGUGACGACUCAGAGUACUCGUGCCGCCUCUUGCUCUUUGAUAUCCCCUGCCAGUUUGCCAUGGCCUGCAACGCCUACGUCCUAGUCGCUGCCGCCCGUCUCGAGGCCUCCAAGCAGCUCCCCUGGGCUCGCACUCUUCGGACCUACACCAUGCUCUACUCGAUUGUCUUUCUCGGCGCCUUUGCCCCGUACGUUACCUCCUUCUGGUACGUUGCCCUCACCGGCUCAACCUCGUCACAGCUCCCGCCCGCCGUCAACGCUUUCAUCCUCCUCGCCUGGGCCGGCCAUGGCGCCAUCAACUCGGCCGUCUUUCUUCCGCUCUGGUAUGGCGUGUCGCGGACAAAGGUCCUCCUUGGUGGCUACUCUACCCUUCCGCAGGAUCUCGAGAUCUCACACCUCCGCCGCCUGCAAGAGUGGGAGAAGCUCGUCCAGAGCCUCACCGGCCUGGUGACCUCAGCCUCUGGCGGCGCCCACGCCGCUCCGCACCGCGGCCUCUUCCAGCGCUACUGCCGCUCGUCCAUGCUGCUUGCCAAGCCGACGAGUGCCGCGCGCCUUCAGCGCACUUCGCGCCCGACCUCGCCGAUCCUGGAAGACGAGCUCGCCUCGCUCCGCGACACCUCGCUCAGCCUUGGCUCGGACGACAUUGACGUCACCCAUGGCGGAUCCGGCGGAGGGGGCCUCUUCCCCUCCCUCGGCGCAGACGACCGUGCUGCACGCGCCCAGUACCGCUCUCUCUUCUCCUACGAACAGCUGUCAGUUGCGGGCGCAGAGUCGGUCCCUCUCCUUGGCCCACACCUCAUGGUCCACCAAGGCCCGCUCUCGCUCCGCUGGGGAAGGCCGGGCGAGGGCUCGGGCGCCUCCACUCCGCGUGCCGUUCCCGGCUCCCCACACACCCCGGCCGUCACCGCCACCGCCGGCAGCGUGCUCGCUGACGAGCGCGGUAGCCUGUAUGCGACGAGCUCGCCCGGUCGCGCCUCUCUGGCAGCCUCGGCGCCCACCCUCUUCUCCACUCUUUUCCGCACAAGCUCCGCCGCCUCGCCCAUCGCCGGCUCGGGCUCCGCGAGCGGCGUCUCGUCGUCGGCCGGCUCGGGCCUCGGCUCCAAAAAGUUCAAGCCGUACCUGUUCCGCCUUGCCGGUGAGACGCUCUACUACUACCUCCCCCGCGCUGCGCCCGACGGCGAGACCCUCCGCCCAGCCUCGCUCUUCCGCACCGUCCGUGGCAUGGAGCCGGCCGCCCUCACCUCGAUGAUCAAGGCCACCGACUUUGCUGGCGCCAUCCCACUCGCUGGGGCCACCAUUGUGGCUAGCUGGCGGCGCGGGAGCGACUCGUGCGACGACGAUGAUGACGAGGCCGCGCAAGGCUGGCCAGGUUCGGGGAGCACAAGUCAAGCCGACGCUGCCGGCGCAUACAUCAUUCGUAUUCUGCAAGAAGGCCAGAUCUUUGAGCUCCGCGCAGACACACUCGACGAGGCCGAGGUCUGGCUGGCCAAGUUGCAGGAGCUCGAUCCGGGCGGUGUGCGCCAUGUCGAGGUCGUCUCCGAGGGUGGGACACCGAUGCUUGAGCUCGGCGGGCCGACUUGCUCCGUCUGCAUUGCCCGCUACCCGCUCGGCGCCCGCCGGGCAGCGACCUGGAUGCGCUCGCGUGACGACGCCGUCUUUGUUGCCGGCUACCUCGACCACAUGCGCCUUUCGCUUGCCGCCAACAACGAGGUUGCGGCCCGGCUUGCCGCCGUCCCCUCCAUGUACCCCGUCGCCUUCUCGCCGUCCACCUUUCUCCUCGAGGUUAUCGGCCUCCACACGGUCAACGCCAUUGGCUAUGUCGUCCAAGAGUCGCUGCCACUGCAGGUCAGCGCCAUGCUGGGCAUCUUUGGCCUUGAGGGCUUUCUUGAGGAAUUUGUCAUGCACCCGCGCCGCGGCUGGGGCUCGCACGGCUACGGCGCGCGCAACUACGUCGCGCUCUCGCUCGCAGACCUGGAGACGCUGCGGAAGGACUCGGCUCUGCUCGCCUCGUUUGGCCUCACCGGCUACGCCGUCCAAGUCAGCGUCGUCUUUGUCUCGGGCUGGUCCCGCCUUGAUUCCUUCACCCGGGCCACCGUCGCCGCCCAGUUUGCCCGACUCCGGGCCAUUCCGCAGUCGUUUGACGUUGGCAAGUUUGUCCUUCUCCGCAUCAUCGACUUUGUGCCGGGCGUCGCCGCACCGUCAUCGUGGAGCGGCCUCUGCGGCGCCCGCUUUGAGCGCGGUUCUACCGCCUCGGGCUACCAGGAGCUGUUCAUGAACAAGGUCGCGCUCGAGCUGCAAUCACCGCAGUCGCGCAUGGCCAACUCUAUGGCCUCUGCUGCGAGCACUUCGUUCUACGUCGCCCAGCCGGCGCACCCAAGCCCCUCCGCUGGCCUUGUGCGCACCAUUUCGGGCUCGUCGACCACCUCGUCUGUCUCUUCCUUCUCGCCCGUCAAGUCGUUUGUUGCCCGCGAGACCACGCCGCUGCUCGGCGACGAGCGCUCGUCGCAGACGCUCUCGGCUCUGGCCGCCCUUAGUGGCGUCGCCCAGCCGCGGACCGUCGUUGACUUUCUUUCCCGACCGGGCUCGACCGUGAGCGAGUACGAGAGUGCUCAGCCGGCGAGCCGGCUCACCUUUGGCAACACCUCGCUCAACGGCUCACUGCCAACCAUUGCGCCUGCCGUCCGCGGCGACGGAAGUGAUCGGAGCAGCGGGAGCGAGGGACGGGUGAGCAACCGCGGUCUCGCACUGGCUCUCGUUUGGGUCCUCUUUGCCGCCUUCCUCGUUGGCUCGCUCUAUGCCUUUCCGCUCUACGUCGCAGACCUGCGCGCCUUCCACAGGCUCGACGGCAACUCGGACGCCCUCGUCAUUGCCGCGCUUUACAUCUUUGGCUUUUACUUUGCCCUGCCUACCGGCUACCUCUAUCGUGUGGCCGGCAUCCGCGGCGGGCUCCUCGGCUCGAGUGGCCUCGUCGUCACUGGCUACGCCCUACUCUAUGCUGACCAGCGGGAUGUUGUGCGGAUGACAGCAGCGUGGCAGCUCGGCCUCUGCUUUGUUGUGGUUGGCAUGGGCUCCAACGGUGUUGUCAUCGGCGCCGUUGCCGCCCUCCUCAACGCGCUGCCUCUCUCGGCGGCGCUCGCUGCAGGCACUCUCUAUGCUGGCACUGCCAUGGGCGCGCUCGGGGCGGGUGCGCUCUACACCCACACCUUUGACCGGUCGCUCGAGUAUCUGGAGUUUUUCCUUGUGCCGCGCGCCCGCGGAUGGGAUGGCGUCUUCGCCGCCGCCUCGGGCGCCCGUCUCCAGGCCAUCCUGCGAUACUCCAAGUCGUCGCCGUGGCUUGUUUCUGAGAUCUUCUCCACCUCGGCGAGUAGUGCGAACGCCCAGGAUGGCCGGGGCGAGGGCAUCGAGGCCGGAGGAAGCAUGGAGGAGCACCAGGCGUCGGCCCUCAUUGCUGCCGCUCUGGACCAUAUGGAUCAUGCGCUUACCGGCCUCUCGCUCUUUGUCCAUCCGGAGUUUGUCCUCCUUGGCGUUGUCGUCUCGCUCGUCCAGGGCACGUCUGAGCUUGUCUCGUCGUACAUUGUCAAUCUGGAGGACCGGGCUGCACCGUCGCAGAUCUACAUGCGGUUCCUGGUCAUCUUUGUCGGGCGUGCCAUCGGCUCGUUCCUCAUGGGCUCGGGCUGCACCCUCUUCACUCCGCGGAGCACCCCUGUUCGCUACUCGAAGCCGUACUCGUACUGGCUGGUUGGUGCCUGCCUCCUCGUCUCGAUGUCGCACAUUCUGCUCACCCGCGACGAUCCGUCGCUCAUCGAGUUUGGCCUCCUCGCCGCCGGCCUCCUCUACGGUGGCCUCGACGUCACCUUUUUGCUGCUCUUGCAAAAGUUCUUUGGCGCCGCCAACAUUGCCCUGAACUACGCCUCACUCACCUCGGUCCAGGCUGCUGGCUCGCUGCUCCUGCAGGUGUACGCGCAGCGGGAGAUCAACUCGAGCUGCUACGGGGCCAAGUGCUUCACUAACCUCUUCCUCAUCGCCUCCACCUGCUGCUUUAUGGGCGCCGGCUUUGGGCUGCUCCUGUGGCGCCUGCGCGCCCGGGAUCGGUUGCGGCGGUCAAAGGUCUCUCGCACCGUGGCGGCAGCCACAGUCGGGAUGCAGUAG